Volvox carteri f. nagariensis is the source of this 2544-nucleotide messenger RNA. RefSeq lists its product as uncharacterized. Lineage: Eukaryota; Viridiplantae; Chlorophyta; Chlorophyceae; Chlamydomonadales; Volvocaceae. The record is from RefSeq and is a predicted model, not a curated record. Gene Ontology annotation, cellular component: cytoplasm; nucleus. Gene Ontology annotation, biological process: nucleobase-containing compound metabolic process. Bases 1 to 2544 code for a protein of 847 amino acids. The transcript is spliced from 12 exons. Gene Ontology annotation, molecular function: nucleic acid binding; 3'-5' exonuclease activity.
AUGUCUCGUACGCCUUCGGACACGCUUCCGAUGGAGGGCCUGACAUAUUCUCAUGGCUUUCCUCAGGAGCUAACAAUGUCAAUGGGAGCCGCCAUCUGUGAGGUUCAGUACAAGUCCGCGGCGGUGUUUCGUUGCACCGACACAGAUUCCCCGGAGCCUAUCCUGACAAGUCCAAGCAAAUGCGACUUGGAUUGCUCUACGCCAGCACCUACACUCGUCUGGGAGACGGAGCUGGACGAGACCGACAGCCGAGGCAGUCCAAAUUACAGCCUCGGGGGCAGUCCUGACAGCCUUCACGACAGCUUCUCUCGCAUGGCGGGAACCCUCACGGCGACCAUGGGCAGCUACCUGAGCAACCUUGCUAACGUCAUUGCAAGCUGCGCCCUCUCCGCCACCACCAGGCCCUGCAGCAGCGAGGUGCUGCUGCCGCCCGUGCCGCUGCCCUCCGCUGGUUUCCACGAAUCUUCAUCACACUGGUCUUGGGGCUUCUCGGUUUUGUGUAUUGACGUUCUGGCAGGCGUAAGGUGGUACGCGGACGUGGAGAUUUUGUUUCCGCUUUUAGCUGGUUUUCUUCGGCAGGAGCGCUGGGUUUGGUCGACUUGGUCCGGUUUGGAUGGGAUGGGGCGGCGCUUCUGCUCAGCGUCUCGUAAGGUCGCUUUGUGCGGCCAUCUGCGCAAGAUUACCUGCAACCCAACCGGGGGCUCGGGCGCGACCGUGCAGAUACGUAGUGUGAGAGUCAAGGGCCCCAGCUGCGGCUGCAGCUGCAGAGACGCCGGCGGCGGCGGCGGUCGCGGCCACCUAUCGUCCUGCAGCGCCGUCGUCGAGGGUAAUUCCUCUGACGACGGCACGACAGCCGACAAUAGACCUAGCGUGCCCGCCGCUGCCGCCGCCGUCGGGGCCACGGGUAACACCACCGGUGACGACGACGGUGGUAGCGCUGCUGAGGUAGCGAGUCAUACCGAUGUGUCCACUGGGCUAUCGGCGUUACAGCGGCAAGUGGACUCGUUAGCGGCUGCCGUGGUGUUCGGGAAAGCCGGCAAGGCCGCGGCCAAGGCGGCCUUGGAACGUGACCAGGCGCGGCUAUCACGUUUGAUGGCGGGCACUGCCGCCGCGUCGCAUCCGAAUGUGCAGGGGCCGCCGCCGAAGCGAGCAAAGCCUAGCCUGUCAGCGGCUGCAACGAGCCUGGGUGCGGGCCUGGAGGCAGCGGCAGAAGCUAAAGCGGCCUCGCAGCAUGAGCGGACGCGGCCAUCACGGGCGGUGACAGGUAUUGCAGGCACGUCGCGGCCGGCUCUGCAGGUGCCGGGGCCCCCGCCGAAGCAGGCCAGCCUGAGCCUGUCGGCGGCCGCAACGAGCAGCUUGGGUGUGGGCCUGACGGUGUCCGCAGCGGCGGUGAUGCAGCCGCCGCCUAAGGCGGCCAAAACGACGGUGCCGCCGUGCGACCCAGCGCGGGGCUGCAAGGCACGACUGCAGGAAGCGGCGGCAGCCACUGCUGCGGCACUUAAGCGGGCCCGCUCCGGAUCUUCAUUGGCAGAGGAAGGCAGCAACGGUGGGGGAAGCAGCCCGGAGCCUGGGCAGCUGGCAGCAGCAGCAGCAGCGGGAGUGACGGCUGCGGCGGCGGCGGCGGCGGCUGCAGGUCCUGGAACCGCUGCAACAAUGGACCCGCCGUGGUGCGGCUUUGAGGUCACCCUACCCGCGAUCAACUGGCAGGCCGUAUUUGACGAGCCUCCAGGGGCGCUGCAGCGCUUCAGCCUGGCGAAGGGCUACGAGAAGCUGCUACUGCCGCAGGGUGUGGUGACGUACGUGGUGGAGAACGAGCGCCACUUCGGGGAGGCCCUGCGCAACCUGAAGGCGGGGAUGCAGGACCGGCUAAUCGCGAUCGAUCUGGAAUGGCGUCCUGAAACCGUGUCGGGCCGCGUGUCUCCCGUGGCCCUUCUGCAGCUGUCCUCCGCGUCUGUGUGUGUGGUGGUUCGUACCUGCUGUAUGGGCUACGACCUGCCGCCCGCGCUGAGGUCCUUUUUAAAGGACCCUGCGCACGUGCUGCUGGGCUUUGGGUGGGACUCAGCGGAUGAGUUAAAGAUGCAAGGCACCUUUGGGAUAGGGCGUGCGGACUUUCGUCGCUUCUUAGACUUGCAGGAGGUGGCGGCCAGUCUGGGUUACCACGGCUUCGGCCUGUCCCGCCUGUCUCAGCUGGUGCUGGGUCUCCCUCUGCACAAGUCCAAGGCCAUCAGCAGAUCCAACUGGGCGGCACCACAGCUCACGAGCCACCAGCUCAAGUACGCCAGCCUCGACGUCCUAGUGGCGGGGCAGCUGUUCCGGGCUCUGCGGCUGUGGCACUCCUCCCCCAGUCCCUGCGCGGACUGCCGCAGCCACAUCGGGGAGCUGCAGCUGCCGGGACUCAUGCGCUGCGGCAACCCCACCUGCACCGCCCGCCCCGCCACUAACCUGCAACACCAUCGCGACCACUGCGCCGCCACGGGCCACCCCGCGCGGUUCGCGGCGUGCAGCACGUGCGGGCGGGUGUACGAGCUGGGGGGUCCGAGCUAG